GUCACUGGCCAGGCCAGCCGGCGCCAUUUUGAAAGUGGAGUCGCCUGCCGCUCUGCUGCCGCCGUCGCUGUCGUAGCCGCCGCCGCCGCCGCCGGAGCAGGAGCACGAGCGGGGAAGCCCCAGAGUGAAAUCCACCAUCCUGCUGGCCGGCCUGCCCGCCCCUCCUCCCUUCUUCCCGGCCCCUCCCCCCACAGGUGCCAUCCGCCGCCAUCCGUCCUCUUUGCCCCCCCAUCGCCAGGUGAGGGGGGUGAGUCCGGGGAGCGGAGACCCCGAGGAGCCCAGCAGGGUCACCAUUUGCAGCGCAACAUGGCAGGAGCUGGAGGAGGGAAUGAUAUUCAGUGGUGUUUUUCUCAGGUGAAAGGAGCAGUAGAUGAUGAUGUAGCAGAAGCAGAUAUAAUUUCUACAGUAGAAUUUAAUCAUUCUGGAGAAUUACUAGCAACAGGAGAUAAAGGUGGUAGAGUUGUCAUCUUUCAGCAAGAGCAGGAGAACAAAAUCCAGUCUCAUAGCAGAGGAGAAUAUAAUGUUUACAGCACCUUCCAGAGCCAUGAACCAGAGUUCGACUACUUGAAAAGUUUAGAAAUAGAAGAGAAGAUCAACAAAAUUAGGUGGUUACCCCAGAAAAAUGCUGCUCAGUUUUUAUUGUCUACCAAUGAUAAAACAAUCAAGUUAUGGAAAAUCAGUGAAAGGGACAAAAGACCAGAAGGGUAUAACUUGAAAGAGGAAGAUGGAAGGUAUAGAGAUCCUACUACAGUAACUACACUGCGAGUGCCAGUCUUUAGGCCCAUGGAUCUAAUGGUUGAGGCCAGUCCACGAAGAAUAUUUGCCAAUGCUCAUACAUAUCACAUCAACUCAAUUUCUAUUAAUAGUGAUUAUGAAACAUAUUUAUCUGCAGAUGAUUUGCGGAUUAAUCUUUGGCAUCUGGAAAUUACAGACAGGAGUUUUAAUAUUGUGGAUAUCAAGCCUGCCAAUAUGGAAGAGCUAACAGAGGUGAUUACAGCAGCAGAAUUCCAUCCAAAUAGCUGUAACACAUUUGUAUACAGCAGCAGUAAAGGAACCAUUCGGUUAUGUGACAUGAGGGCAUCUGCUCUUUGUGAUAGGCAUUCUAAAUUGUUUGAAGAACCUGAAGAUCCCAGUAACAGGUCAUUUUUUUCCGAAAUCAUCUCCUCUAUUUCUGAUGUAAAAUUCAGCCAUAGUGGUCGAUAUAUGAUGACUAGAGACUAUUUGUCAGUCAAAAUUUGGGACUUAAAUAUGGAAAACAGGCCUGUGGAAACAUACCAGGUGCAUGAAUACCUCAGAAGUAAACUUUGUUCACUGUAUGAAAAUGACUGUAUAUUUGACAAAUUUGAAUGUUGUUGGAAUGGAUCUGACAGUGUCGUCAUGACUGGAUCUUACAAUAAUUUCUUCAGAAUGUUUGACAGGAACACUAAGCGAGAUAUAACCCUAGAGGCGUCGCGGGAAAACAACAAGCCUCGCACGGUUCUGAAGCCCCGCAAGGUCUGUGCAAGCGGCAAGCGGAAGAAAGACGAGAUAAGUGUGGACAGCCUGGACUUCAACAAGAAAAUCCUUCACACGGCCUGGCACCCCAAGGAGAACAUCAUCGCAGUGGCCACUACAAACAAUCUGUAUAUAUUUCAAGACAAAGUGAAUUAGGGUUGGCAUUCCUAGCAGAGGAGCCCACUUCCUGCUUAGUUGAGAUAGUUCGGUCUAGCAUUCGUACCUAUAAGAGGGAGAGGCCCCUUGUGGCGCCCCUUUCCAGUGUUUGACAGUGUGCCAUCCGACAACACAUUUUAUAGCUACAUGGAGAAGGCUCUGUGGAUUCGUCACUGUGGUGUUCUCCAUGUCUGCUAGCCAUUUAGGUGAGGGUAGGGCACUUUUAAUUUAAAUGACUUCUUGCACCAUCUUGCCUAAUGGACUAGAUCGGACUGUGUCAACAUUGAUUUACUCCACUUUUUAUGCCUUCCAUUGUGAUGACGUCAAACACAGUGAAAGCCUUCAGUCAUGCUAUGGGAUUUAAUUGUGUAUCCUCAUUACUGUAUCAUUUGUGGGGUACAUCCCUCCCUCCUUUUUUUAAAUUAAAUACAGCUCAUUCUUACUGUGGCUUGUAGCAUUCCUCCUCUUCUGGCCUCCCGGACUCUUCCCUCCAUCUCUCUCACCCUUGCCCCCUCCACCUGGUUUUGGUGGUGGUAUAUUGGGAAAAAAAAAAAGAACGAAAGCACACACAAUGAGUCAGUUUGGGGUCAGUGAUAAAGGGGAUACCUGUUGCGAACAAAUGUUUUAAUAACAGUUGGCUGUAAUCACUCCUUGCCAUGUCUGGCGCUGAAAAUAAGGAAAAAAAAACUACUGAAUAAAAGUGACAAAGAAUGGUGAAUCUGGUUUUCUUUUUCUUUUUAAGCUACCUCUAAGCCAAUGUUUGUUUUAUGUCAUACCCUUGGGCACAGUGAAAUGAAAUAAGUUUCCUAUGUUUUAUUGGUAUUUUUGUUAAUUAUUUUUAACAAGUGUUCUUUUACAUGGAGGAAAGGUAUUGGUUCUGUAUGAACGUUUUGAUGAAUAUAUAUUGGUAUGAUUAAGGAUUUCAAAAUCUAUAAAUGCUAGAGGGGUUUUUACUAUAGUUAGAAGGAUUUUGGAUACAUUGUAUCUAUAUUUAACUCAUCUGUUAAUCAAAUUGUUGUAAAUGGGAACCAAAUUUAUAGAAUUUCCUUUUUUUAAGGACUUGUUACAGGGCUUAAUUUCAUUUUUGCCUUACUAAAUAGUAAAAAAAAGACUUGAAAAACAUUUUUAACAAGUUAAAACUGCCUUUUGGUCAUUUAUUCGAUCAUAUAAUAUAGCAGAAAACUAACAUCAAGUGAUUUACGUAGAUAAAAUUGACACUGCGCUAAAUACCGUUUUUUUUGUAUUUUACAGCUGUCAGAAUAGAAUGAAAUGUACUUUGCCAUAGAUAUUUUCUUCUAUUUUUUGUUUUCCAAAGCUGUAUUAAAAACAAACUUUUAAAAGUACAGUGUUCAAGAAGUGCUUAAUAGACUCCAUCAGCUGCCUCAAAUAAAAAUUUAGUAAUCUCUAUAUGACUACAUUUUCCCUAAAUGGCGAUACCUUAUCCAAAGAUGAAGAGUACCCCUAUUUUUAAUAGGUAGAAUGUACCUUUGUCAGUCUUGCAGAAGCUUUAAUGGAGAAAAAAUGGACUUUAUUUUUAAAAGAUGAAUUGAGCAGGCGUUUAUAUUAGAGAGUGAGUGGAAAUAUAUUUUGGUUGAGCAGUCAUAACAACCUUGAAUUUUAGGGACUCUGAGUGCUUCGUAACUGUUCACUACCUACUGUUCUUACCUUCAGUAAUGAAGAAUGAUUAAACAAUUCAACCGUAAUCCCCACUACACGUAUAUAAAAGUUGUCUUGUAAGUUAACAUUUUUAGCACACAGGAGAAAUUUUAUGUAAUAAAAUUACUGUAUCUUUUGGACUUAACAAGUUUGUAUUUAAACACAUUAUAUGAUUAUAUGUCUGGUAAUUCUUAAUGGCACUUUUACUAAUUUAUUUGGGGAUUUUGGGUGCAUUCACAAUUUGUGUUAAUUAUCCUUCACACUUGACUUCAAGUGGGAUAAUCCCCUCUCGGGAGUAUUGAACAGUGAUAUUCUGUUUUCUGGUUGGGCAACAUUCUGGAAGAUGUUUUUGGGAGGUUGUUUCCCUAUGGUUUGUUGUAUGUCCUCAGAUCACACCACCAAACAGCUCUUGGGAAUUCUUUUUUGAUUCAUUAGUAGCUAUGAUGAUUCUUAUCCAUGACACUAAGGAUUAGUUUUUUAUAUAUUUAAGAGAAACAGUUGCUAAAAUUAAAAUGCCUUUAUCAAGGAAUGCUAUUACAAACUAUUGUAACAUUAUCCUCAAGUAUUAACUUUUUAACUCCUUUGGUGUAGCAAAUAAUAAGCCCAGCCACUCAUUUUAUAUGGUCAUGGUUAAUCUUUUUAUUAAUAAAAUUAUGCUUAGAAUAAACUUAGUCUUGUGAA
Messenger RNA from Galeopterus variegatus (Sunda flying lemur), 3987 nucleotides. RefSeq names its product protein phosphatase 2, regulatory subunit B, alpha (gene PPP2R2A). Gene Ontology annotation, cellular component: protein phosphatase type 2A complex; cytosol. The record is from RefSeq and is a predicted model, not a curated record. Gene Ontology annotation, biological process: peptidyl-serine dephosphorylation. NCBI's taxonomy places the organism in Eukaryota, Metazoa, Chordata, Mammalia, Dermoptera, Cynocephalidae. Gene Ontology annotation, molecular function: protein binding; protein phosphatase regulator activity. The transcript has 10 exons. Bases 307 to 1650 code for a protein of 447 amino acids.